AUGACUACACCGCCCCGUGAAGGCACCUUCAAGCGCCUCGUGCGCUCCCUGUCGCGCUCUGGCGGCCCCAAGUCGCCCGGCAACGAGCGGCCCCCAGCUGCCGUCCGCCGCGCCUCGUCCCGCUCCAAGCGCCAGGACGACAUCCGCCGCUAUGCGCCAAAGGGCGACGAGAACGUGCCGCCCAUGCCCAGCCCGUCCAACGGCAUCGCCUACUCGACGAGCCCUCCGCCUGACAGCUACUUUCCUCCUCCUCCUCUCGAAGUCCUUCAGGACACCGAGGCGUCCGGCCGCGGCCGUCACCCCGAGUCGCACGGCGCGCGCGCGUUCGACAUUGGCAUCGCCGACGGCGGCCACUCGGCGCCGGGCGUCACGUUCGCGCCCUCGAGCCACGGCGCCGAGAGCAAGGUCCGGCCCGACUCGGAGCUCGAGGGCUGGCGCCCGCCCGUCCGCCGCUCGGCGUCGCAGCGCGUCAAGCGCCAGCCGUCGACGUCGAGCCCGGCCACGGUCGACGCCAACGGCGGCAACGGCAACGGCAACGGCGGCGCGUCCAACCUGUCGCGGCAGCGCUCGGCGGCGACGCGCAACAACGGCGCCAGCGCCAAGGACGACGACGAGCAGCUCGCGCGCGGGUUCGGCGAGACGGUCACGAUCGGCGAGCGCACGGUCGACGCGGGCGAGCGUCGCGGCGUCACGCUCGAGGACAAGCCGCUGAGCCGCAAGACGUCAACCGCGGCCGGCGGCGGCGGCGGCGGCGCAGGCGUCAAGCGCGCCACGUCGACCUUCACCAAGCGGGCGGGCAAGGCGUUCGAGCCGCCGACCAAGGGCGCCGACGACAAGGCCGUCCUCGUCCUAUGCGCCGAUGGCACCGAGGAGAUCGAGCUCAUGACGGUGUACGACGUGCUCGUGCGCGCGUCGCUGUCGCCCGUCAUCGUCUCGGUGUCGCCCCAGUUCUCGCCGUCGCACUCGCUGCCGCACAUGACGCUCUCGCGCGGCGCCAAGAUCCUCGCCGACACGACGUGGGAGCACCUCGAGACCAAGCAGCCCGACGUCCUCGCGACCUACUUUGACGCCGUCGUCGUCCCGGGCGGCGCAAAGGGCGCCGAGCGCCUGUCGACCGACAAGGGCGUGCAGCGCCUCGUGCGCGACUACUACGACGACGGCAAGCUCGUCGCGUGCAUCUGCGCCGGGUCGCUCGCGGCCAAGACGGCCGGGAUCGGCCUCGGCGGGCGCAUCACGAGCCACCCGAGCGUGCGCGACGACCUCGAGGGCGUGUACGACUAUGUCGACGACGAGCGCGUCGUCGUCGAGGCCAACUUGGUCACGAGCCGCGGCCCGGGCACGGCGCUCGAGUGGGCGCUCGCCAUCGUCGAGAUCCUCGCCGGCGAGAAGAGGCGCGACGAGGUGGCCGGCCCGAUGAUGCUCUGAGCGAGCGGGCUCCUCUCUCCUCUCGGCUUUGCGCAUCCGCCAUACAGACACUGCCUCCUGUCCCGUCCCUUAGUCCCCCAUUCUGUGCCCUCUCCUGGUUAAUCUCGCCACGGUCAUCAUCUCUCUCUCGCAACUCGAUGGUUCCUUUCGCCUUU
This is a messenger RNA of Rhodotorula graminis WP1, 1580 nucleotides long. RefSeq lists its product as uncharacterized. Gene Ontology annotation, molecular function: protein deglycase activity. The transcript is spliced from 2 exons. Lineage: Eukaryota; Fungi; Basidiomycota; Microbotryomycetes; Sporidiobolales; Sporidiobolaceae. The record is from RefSeq and is a predicted model, not a curated record. Gene Ontology annotation, cellular component: cytosol; nucleus. Gene Ontology annotation, biological process: guanine deglycation, glyoxal removal; protein deglycation, glyoxal removal. The coding region runs from base 1 to 1425 and encodes 474 amino acids.